Molecule: messenger RNA, 2555 nt
Organism: Cuculus canorus (common cuckoo)
Lineage: Eukaryota; Metazoa; Chordata; Aves; Cuculiformes; Cuculidae
Gene: HIRIP3
Product: HIRA interacting protein 3
Exons: 4
Coding region: 17-2413 (798 amino acids)
Cellular component (GO): nucleus
Source: RefSeq, a predicted model, not a curated record
GGCAAAAAAGGGCAAAAUGGAGAGCGAGGAGGAGGAGGAGCCGCAGAGCAACGGGGUGAAAGAGGGCGGGAUCGGGUCUGGGGGCGGGGCGAGCGAAAAGUGUAUGAAAUUUGGGGUGAAAAAGGGCGAAAUUGGGGCUGAGGAGGAGAACAAAAAAUGUGUGAAAAUUGGGGUGAAAAAGGGUAAAAUUGGGAGCGAGGAUGAAGAUGGGAGUGAGGAGGAGGAGGAGGAGAGGAAGGCGCCUCCCAGAAACGGGGGGGGAAAGGGCAAAAAUGGGGGGAAAAGGGAGAAAACGGAGAGCGAGGAGGAGGAACGGACAGUGCAGAAAAAUGGGGUGAAAAGGGGCAAAAUAGAGAGCGAGGGGGAGGAUGAAGAGGAGGAUGAAGAGAAAGAGGAGCUGCCCCGGAAAAAUGGGGUGAAAAGGGGCAAAAUUGGGACUGAGGGAGAGAAGAACACAAAAUCUGUAAAAAUUGGGGUGAAAAAGGGUAAAAUUGUGAGCGAGGAUGAAGAUGAGAGUGAGGCGAGGAAGGUGCUGCCUUCCAAAAAUGGGGGGAAAAGAGGGAAAAUGGAGAGCGAGGAGGAGGAGAUCCGGAAAAAUGGGGUGAAAAAGGGGAAAGUUGGGAGAGAGGGGGAGAAUGAUAAAAAAUCAGUGAAAAUUGGGGGGGAAAGGGGCAAAAUGGAGAGCGAGGAGGAGGAGCUGAGCCGGAAAAAUGGGGUGAAAAAGGGCAAAACUGGGAGCAAGGGCGAGGAGAAAAUGGGGGGGAAAAAUGGGGUGAAAACGGAGAGUGAAGAGGAAGAACGGGCAGCACAGAAAAAUGGUGUGAAAAGGGGGAAAAUUGAGAGCGAAGAAGAGGAGGAGGAAGAGCUGCCCAGAAAAAAUGGGGUGAAAAAGGGGAAAAUUGAGAGCGAAGAAGAGGAGGAGGAAGAGCUGCCCAGAAAAAACGGGGUGAAAAAGGGGAAAAUUGGGAGUGAGCGAAAGAAUGAUAAAAAAUCAGUGAAAAUUGGGGGGGGAAAGGGCAAAAUUGGGAGCGAGGAUGAAGAUGAGAGUGAGGAAGAGGAGGAGAGGAAGGCGCUGCCUUGCAGAAAUGGUGGGAAAAAGGGCAAAAAUGGGGGGAAAAGAAGGGAAAUGGAGAGUGAGGAGGAGAUCCGGAAAAAUGGGGUGAAAAAGGGGAAAGUUGGGAGAGAGGGGGAGAAGGAUAAAAAAUCAGUGAAAAUUGGGGGGGAAAGGGGCAAAAUGGAGAGUGAGGAGGAGGAGGAAGAGGAGGAGGAAGAGGAGAAGGAGCUGAGGCAGAAAAAUGGGGUGAAAAAGCGUAAAAUUGGGAGUGAUGAGGAGGAGGAAGAGGAAAAGGAAGAUGAAAGUGAGGAAGAAGAGGAGGAAAAGGAAGAUGAAAGUGAGGAAGAAGAGGAGGAAAAGGAAGAUGAAAGUGAGGAAGAGGAGGAGGAAAAUGAAAAGCCACUACGGAAAAAUGGGGUGAAAAAGGGCAAAAUUGGGAGUGGGACCAACCACCAAAAAAAGCUGCUGAAAAUUGGGGGGGAAAAGGGCAAAGUGGAGAGUGAGGAGGAGGAAGAUGAAGAGGAGGAGGAGGAGCUGAGCCGAAAAACUAGGGAGAAAAAGGGCAAAAUUGGGAGUGAGGAGAAAAUGGGUGGGAAAAACAGGGUGAAAAUGGGCAAAAAUGGGAGAGAGGGGAAAAAAGGGGGGAAAAUUGAGGGGAAAAGGAGGAAAAUGGAGACUGAGGAAGAGGAGGAGGAGAGUGAGGAGGAGGAGGAAGAACGGCCAACACGAAAAAACGGUGUGAAAAAGGGCAAAUUUGGGACUAAGAGCGAGAAGAAAAGCUCAGUGAAAAUUGGGGGAGAAAAGGGCAAAACAGAGACCAAGGAGGAAGAGGAGGAGGAAGAGCGCCCGGUGGGAACAUCCAGCAGCGACUCGGAGGACGAGCGGCCGCUGGCGGAAUGGGUGAAAAACCAGACGGAUCGGGCAAAACCGUCGACGAAGAGGAGGCGGCGGGAAUCGUCUGGGAGCGACAGCCGGGAGAGGAGUCCCCCCCGCAAGGUUUCGGGGGACCCUCCGGCUGUGCGGCGCCUCAAGCGCUACCUGUGGGCAUGCGGCGCGCGCCCCAACUACAAGCGGCUGCUGGGGGGCUGUCGGACUCGGCGUGAGCAAGUCGGGGUGCUGCAGGGGGAGCUGCGUGCCCUCGGCCUCACUGGCACCCCAUCCCUGGCGCGGUGUCGCCGGCUGCGCCGCCGGCGGGAGGAGGCGGCAGAGCUGGCAGCGUUGGACAUGUCCAACAUCAUCGUUAGCACUGGCCGCCCCCGCCGCGGCUGCACCCCCCGCAGCCCCCCCAGACCCUCGCCCCCCGCCAUGGACUGGUCCCACCUCCGCGGCAUCAUCAGCUCCGACGGAGACAGCGACUGAAAACCAGACUCGUUUUUUGGGUCUAAUUCAAAGGACUUUUUGGUCUAAUAUUUACGUUGGCGCAGGAAGAUUCCGGGAGGGCGUUUUUGGGGCACUGGGGUCGUUUUGGGGGGGUCAUCACCCUCCAACUGGAAGAGAUCGC